UAUUUAUUCACAUCUUUUACUUGUCACUGACUGCAUGAAAAUAAAUAGUUUAAUUUAGAAGAAUUUUAAUUAAAAUGAAUCGCGUAAGGACACGUACAUCGAAAACCGGCGAAAUUAUCGCCUACAGUGAAGGAGUCAUCAGGAAAAACAUUUCUGCUGUCGAAUAUUGUCGCACUUCGAUGGCAGCCAUCUCGGGCUGCGCUGCUGGCAUUUUGGGACUGAGCGGAACACUUGGUUUCUUGUUCUACUUUGUGUCUGUGUUUGUGCUCUGGCUAAUGGUGUUGGCCAAGUCGGGUAUUCAGUGGCGCAAAUACUUUAUAAAUCGCCGGAAUCUGCUCACCAAUCAAUUCAUGGGCGGCCUUUGCACCUAUGUGCUCUUCUGGACAUUCUUAUAUGGCAUGGUGCAUGUGUAUUAAUAACGGGCUUUUCCAAUGUGGUUCAAAAUAGACAAAUAAACAUAGCUUAAGAUAUGGAAA
Messenger RNA from Drosophila albomicans, 476 nucleotides. It is a transcript of the gene EMC6, whose product is annotated as ER membrane protein complex subunit 6. Gene Ontology annotation, biological process: autophagosome assembly; protein folding in endoplasmic reticulum. Gene Ontology annotation, cellular component: membrane; EMC complex; endoplasmic reticulum. Bases 75 to 416 code for a protein of 113 amino acids. The record is from RefSeq and is a predicted model, not a curated record. The transcript is spliced from 2 exons. Lineage: Eukaryota; Metazoa; Arthropoda; Insecta; Diptera; Drosophilidae.